Molecule: messenger RNA, 527 nt
Organism: Polistes canadensis
Lineage: Eukaryota; Metazoa; Arthropoda; Insecta; Hymenoptera; Vespidae
Product: prothrombin-like
Exons: 2
Coding region: 294-524 (76 amino acids)
Molecular function (GO): endopeptidase activity; signaling receptor binding
Source: RefSeq, a predicted model, not a curated record
AAAAAGACUAUGAUAAAUGUUUUUAAAAUUGUAGAUAAUAAUGCGUUACGAUAAGGUUAGAGGUUUUUUAUUUAAUUGUUUCGUGAUUUUUCUUCUCCCGAUAUUAUUGACCACAAGCAACGAGGGUAUAUAUAUAUAUCGAAAGAUUUACGAACUAUGAAUUAACAGUGCCAAUUAAUGCAAAUUAUCUAAAGAUAGUCUCAUUUUUUAUUUUUUUAGCAUAUGAUACCGAAGAUGUAGAUUUAUCCAAAUGUAAACUUACACAGCUUGGAACGGAAUAUCGAGGUUCGAAAAUGGUAACCAGUAAUAAUGUUCGUUGCCAAUAUUGGCAAACAGAUCAGCCACUUCAUAAGGUUGAUCCUAAUAUAACGGAUGCAGACUUCCCCGAGAAAUCUAUGAAAGCUGCGAAAAAUUAUUGUCGUAACCCUACUAAUGAUCCACGAGGUCCUUGGUGCUAUACAUUAGAUCCUACUCUUAUAGACGAUGAAUGCGAUGUACCUCUUUGCAAUUUUGGUAGUAAGUAGAAA